AUGUCAUCCUCCUACUCUACCAAGCAAUGGGUCCUGGCCAACAAGCCCACAGGGGAGCCUGUCCUCUCUGGCCCUGACGCUACCUGGAAGCUGCAGACCGUCACUCUUCCCGAGCUUCAGGAUGGUCAGAUCCUCGUCAAGAUCCAGUACUUUUCCAACGAUACUGGUCUGAGGAACUUUAUGCAUAGCACUGUCGCCCCUGAGCGCUUCUAUGUUCCUACCGUCCCCGUAGGCUCGCCUAUGCGAUCCGGCAUCAUCGCCGAGGUCGUCGAGUCCCGAUCCGACAAGUUCAAGGUCGGCGAUCUCUGCAUGGAUUUCCACCUCGGAAUCUGGAGCGAGUAUGCUAUCCUUGAGGCUGAGAACUCCCAGCCUCUUGCUCCCCUCCCCAAUGGUCUCUCCACCACCCACUUCCUCGGCGCCUUUGGCGCUUCUGGUCUUGCCGCCUACACUGGUCUUUACUACGCCGGUGAGGCCAAGCCUGAGCACACCAUUGUUAUCUCUGCCGCCGCUGGUGCCACUGGCUCCAUGGCUGUUCAGAUCGCUUCCAAGAUCCUCAAGGCCAAGCGAGUCAUUGGUAUUGCCGGUUCUGAUGAGAAGUGUGAGUGGGUUAAGAGCAUCGGUGCCCACGAGUGCAUCAACUACAAGAGCCCUACCUUCCUUGAGGACCUCAAGGCCGUUACCCCCGACGAGGUCGAUGUUUACUUUGACAACGUCGGUGGCUUCGUCCUCGACGCUAUGCUGACCCGCGUUAAGCGCCACGGCCACAUCGCCGUCUGCGGCUCCGUUAGCGUCUAUAACUCUGAUGAGCCCAUGGCUCUUAAGAACUGGUUUGAGCUUAUCUCUUCGCGUAUCAACAUCCGCGGCUUUAUCAUGCUCGACUACAUGGACAAGGUCCCCGCUAUUCUCGGUGAGCUCAUCGGCGCUACUGCUGAUGGCCGUAUCAAGCUUGAGAAUGCUGAGACUGUUAUUGAGGCUCGCAUUGAGCAGCAGCCCGAGACUUGGAUGAAGCUCUUCUCUGGUGUCAACCAGGGUAAGCUCCUUACCAAGCUCAUCAUCUAA
Molecule: messenger RNA, 1059 nt
Organism: Fusarium graminearum PH-1
Lineage: Eukaryota; Fungi; Ascomycota; Sordariomycetes; Hypocreales; Nectriaceae
Exons: 1
Coding region: 1-1059 (352 amino acids)
Molecular function (GO): oxidoreductase activity, acting on the CH-CH group of donors, NAD or NADP as acceptor
Source: RefSeq, a predicted model, not a curated record